Colletotrichum siamense is the source of this 327-nucleotide messenger RNA. RefSeq lists its product as uncharacterized. The record is from RefSeq and is a predicted model, not a curated record. The transcript has 2 exons. The coding region runs from base 1 to 327 and encodes 108 amino acids. NCBI's taxonomy places the organism in Eukaryota, Fungi, Ascomycota, Sordariomycetes, Glomerellales, Glomerellaceae.
AUGUUGGACAUGUGCCAUGACCUUGGGUGGAGCAUUGACGGCUUGCUUCUAAGCAUCGUGCUGUACAGGCAAACGCCUGGAGCCCAGCAAGACAUGGAGCUUUUGAAGGGGUUUUUGGAUUCCUUUGAGACAAACAAGCCACAACAUGACGGGAGGGUCAUUUAUGAGGCUCUGACGAUCAUUUACAAGAGCGCUCUCGAAGCCCUGGGCCUUACGGAUCAAGACCGAGACCAGCCUGAGCAUGCAUGGCUAAGACUUCCAGCGUCGCCUUCUGAUAUACAGCUCAAUCCACCCACCUUCAAUGAUCCUUCAGAACUACUGAGCUAG